UUUAAUUUUUCGAGAGAGGGUUUCUCAGCAAUUAUGGAGCCUAUCCUGGAACUUGCUCUAUAGACCAGGGUGGCCUCGAACUCACAGAGUUCCUCCUGCUUCUGCCUCCUGAGUGCUGGGAUUAAAGGCAUGCACCAACACCGCCUGGCCCACCUGUAACUCUUAACUCCAGGAGAUCUCAUACACACUUGAUUUCCAUGAGCCAUACAGACACCCAGAUAUACAUAUUUAUACAUUUAAAAUCUUUUCAAAAAGAGACUGUGGAAGAGAGUAGAGCAGUGGGGGUGAAAACAAGAAAAAUGACUCAUCUGUUCACAGAUUGUGGGUUGACUGGGAUUAUUUAUAGGUUUUCUGUAGCCCAGGUUAGCCUGCAGCUGACUAGCACAGGCUAACCUUGAUCAAUGUGAUAAUCCUGCCUUAGCCUCCCUAGUGGACUGAACAUCACACCUAACAUGUUAACAGUGAUUGAAACUCAUUUCUAUUGCUUACUGAAUAAGUCAUAAACUGUAGAGGGACCGGGGAUAUAGCUUAAUGUUAAUGUGUUUACAUAGCAUGCAUGAGAGUGUUUACACAGCAUGCAUGAGGCUCUGGUUCCAUCUCCAGUACUGUACACAAGCAGUACCGAAUGGGGCCUUUUGUGCCCAAAACUCUUUUUUUUAAAAAAAUAUUUAUUUAUUAUGUAUACAAUAUUCUGUUUGUGUGUAUGCCUGCAGGCCAGAAGAGGGCACCAGACCCCAUUACAGAUGGUUGUGAGCCACCAUGUGGUUGCUGGGAAUUGAACUCAGGACCUUUGGAAGAGCAGUCAGUGCUCUUAACCUCUGAGCCAUCUCUCCAGCCCUGCCCAAAACUCUUAUGAGUGAACUUUUUUGGAUUCUACCUCGUUUCCUAUUUGUUUAGCUGAGUUAGCUAAAUUUAUAGCAUAAGCAGAGUGACUGUUUCUUCAUUGCCAUGUAGUCUAUUGUAAUGUGUUCUAAAGAACAUGAGGGAUAUGUGCUGGAGCCCACAAGCCCAACUUCAGGUAUACACUGUCUUGGUGUUCACGGCUUCCCUUAUGAACAGUGCACCUUGUGAGCUAGAAGUGGUCCAUGCCUAGCACAAGAAGCCGAGAUCUAGCAAGGAACAUGGCCAUUCAGUUCACACAGAACUGUCUUGUGUGAGCUGCGGAAAGCCCCUCGCUGGGAAGCGGCAGACCUGGUAGACUUUACUGGGGUGUUUUGGAUCCUAACUCCAGAACAUUGCCCAGGUCUUGAGGAGGUUCUGACCUGGUAGUAAUGACGGGUUUUGAGUAGUGCAUAGUUUGUAAGGAGGUAAGCAUUGUCGCAGGGCUGGUGGUUUAAGGCGACACUCACCUACUUAUGGUUUCACUGCCUUCAGCCUCAGGGUUUCUUUGGUACUGCAAGGCUGUAGUCAGGUUUUUGGCUAGGGCUGGAUUCUCAGGGCCUUACUAUCUGCUUCCAAGCUCAUGUGAUUUUGGCAGAAUUUUGGUUCCUUGAAGAUUGCUGGGCUACCUGCUGAUGGAUAGGUAGAGGUCUCUCUCACCUUACCACAGGAAUCCCAGCAGACAUAGGUGGACUCUGCAUCAGAAAGGAUGGGAGCUCACGAGCAGAACGGAGUCACACCACAGAAAUGACAUCUUUGCUGUAUUCUGUCUAGAAGCCAGUCUCUAGGCCAACCUAUUUAAGGGAAAGCAUUACACAAGAGCGUGGAGAUCAGAAUUCAGAGAUCAGUGUUGAGACAGAAAAAGUAACCAGUUUUGGGUAAAAGGCGAUUGUGGUUGGGUGGUGUUGAUACCACGGAUCUGGACUCAACACAGCACUGGCAGAAUAACCUCCUGGCUACAUUCCGGUUCCCUCUGUCUUUCUCAGUUCCUUUGGCAUGCAGUAUCACGCUGAAUCACUGAAAAUGUAGAUGUCUCUCACUUUUGAUAUUUCCAACAGCGAGCUGCGCCUGGAGAUCAGUGGUUUCCAAAGAGAAACUUCUUGUCCAAGAAGAUGUACUUCCCAUUUUGGCCACCAGGCCUCAUGCUUGGCACAGGGGACCCAAGUCUGCACUCAAGUCGUGUCCCCUCUAGGAGAAAAGGAAGACAAGGUCAGGACAUCUUGAGUCAUGAGCAGACCAUUCCUCAGGUGGCGGAACUUUCCUGGAAGGAUGUUAUUAAUGCCUUGUCCCUUGCCAACAUGGUCCUGGGGCUCUUCUCCAUCUUCUGCAGCUUCAGCAGGAAAUCCCACUGUGCUUCCUGGAUGCUUUUGAUCAGCUUCCUGUUAGACAUGGCAGUAGGGACGAUGAUCAGGCACCUCAACAUCUGCCACAAAUUAGGACUUGAACUGAACGACUUCGCUGUCUUCACCACCUUUGGCCUGGCCUCUGCUCUGCUCCUUGGUGUGGAUGGGCCUCUGAACGGGUUCCUAGCUGUCAUCUAUGUGUUAACAACUUCCUUCCGCCUGUGCUUCUACUCAGCUGAAGGAGGUCCCUCUGCAUACAAAGGCCUACCUUGUCCCUAUGCUUCCUGUGUUCUGGCCUCCACCUGCUUACUGACCAAGGGCAACACAUUUAUUCUCUGCUGCAUGGCUUCACUCAUGAUUCUGUUCAUGAUCGACCAGAGUUGCUACCCACAUGAUGAAAUCCUGGAGUCAGAGAACUGGAAAAAAGUGGUUUACAUAGGAGGUGUCGCCAUGCUGUUCCUCUCCCCGUUCACACUCACAGCCUUCUACUGUCUGAUUUGGUCGCUCUCCUACAUCUUCUUCCCAGAUGCCCUGUGGGGCAAGGGGGUUUGUAUUAAGCUCUAGCGAGGGGGUACCAUGACUUCACUACUCCUGCUGGCUCUGUGGGCUCUGCACUUAGCACGCUGGACCAAGACCUGCCUCAUCCUCACUAAAGCUUUCCUGGUGCCUGUAUUGUCAUCUGCUGUCUCUUGUCUUGAAUCACAGUGACCCACAGUGGGC
Arvicola amphibius (Eurasian water vole) is the source of this 2942-nucleotide messenger RNA. It is a transcript of the gene Tmem269, whose product is annotated as transmembrane protein 269. Bases 1992 to 2786 code for a protein of 264 amino acids. Gene Ontology annotation, biological process: phospholipid biosynthetic process. Lineage: Eukaryota; Metazoa; Chordata; Mammalia; Rodentia; Cricetidae. The transcript has 7 exons. Gene Ontology annotation, cellular component: membrane. The record is from RefSeq and is a predicted model, not a curated record. Gene Ontology annotation, molecular function: phosphotransferase activity, for other substituted phosphate groups.